AUGCCCAUCUCUGGCCACUGUCUCUGCAAAGCCGUCACCUUCUCUGCUGACGUCGAGGAACCCCUCCUCACUGGCUACGACCACUGUGACGACUGCCAACGUCAGAGCGGCUCCACAUACUCUCUUGUCGUCGUCGUCCCCAAGGAGAAGCUUACCAUCAAUGGCCCGAUCAAGAAGUGGAGUGGCACCGGUUCCUCGGGCAAGGCUGUCCAUCGCCUCUUCUGCUCCGACUGCGGCUCUCCCAUUGCACACGACCCCGAUGCUGCUCCCGAAAUUAUUGCACUCAAGGGCGGCUGUCUGGAUGCCGAUCAGCGCGCUAAGCUCAAGCCUGAUACCGAAAUCUGGACCGUUGGAAAGCUUCCCUUCUGCCAAGAGCACUUGGCCAAACCAUUUACCCAUAUGCCAGAAUAG
[Torrubiella] hemipterigena is the source of this 411-nucleotide messenger RNA. The record is from the annotation of a GenBank genome assembly. Lineage: Eukaryota; Fungi; Ascomycota; Sordariomycetes; Hypocreales; Clavicipitaceae.